This is a messenger RNA of Dendronephthya gigantea, 768 nucleotides long. Its product is annotated as programmed cell death protein 6-like. Gene Ontology annotation, molecular function: calcium ion binding. The record is from RefSeq and is a predicted model, not a curated record. The transcript has 7 exons. NCBI's taxonomy places the organism in Eukaryota, Metazoa, Cnidaria, Anthozoa, Malacalcyonacea, Nephtheidae. Bases 107 to 628 code for a protein of 173 amino acids.
GCAGCCAAAACACGAUGAUCAGUACCACGCAUGCGUAAUCACAUGCAGCCAUCACUGUGCGAUGGGUGACAAAUUGAAAUCAUAGAAUUUAAAUACAAAACACAAAAUGGCUCGAGUCGAUAAGGAAUUCUUAAAGAAUAUGUUCAGCAGGAUCGAUAAGGACAAAAAUGGAUCGAUCAGUGCUGACGAACUGCAACAAGCCUUGGGAAAUGGUGCAUGGACAGCAUUUAACCCAGAAACCAUCCGUCUGAUGAUAGGUAUGUUUGAUACAGAUGGGAAUGGUGUGAUUGAUUUCAACGAGUUUGCGGCGCUAUGGCAAUAUGUUUCUGACUGGCAAAACACGUUUCGUAGUUUCGAUUUGGAUAAUUCUGGAACGAUUGACCGAAAUGAAUUAAAAGCAGCACUGCAAAGCUUUGAGAGAUUCUAUGGUAUUUUGAUCAGAAAAUUUGACCGCAGCGGAAGUGGAGAUAUUCGAUUUGAUGAUUUCAUCCAGUGUUGUGUUGUCCUAAAGACGUUGACAAAUGCUUUCAAAUAUCAUGAUCGCAACUUGAAUGGCUGGAUAACAGUGACCUAUGAACAAUUUCUUACUAUGGUGUUCAACUGCAAGAUGAAGACAGUUGAAAAGUGAUCAAGUAUUGAAAGAACUAAUCGUAUUACAGUAUCGCCUUCCAUUUUAGGCGACUGACCGAUUUCCGUGUUUAUAUUUUCAAUAUAAUUUUUUAUAUAAAAUAUAUUGUCUUGUUGCAUUCGUGAUCAGCUUGUAUCAGG